Salvia splendens (bonfire salvia) is the source of this 354-nucleotide messenger RNA. Its product is annotated as zinc finger protein 2. The record is from RefSeq and is a predicted model, not a curated record. Gene Ontology annotation, biological process: negative regulation of abscisic acid-activated signaling pathway. The transcript has a single exon. Bases 1 to 354 code for a protein of 117 amino acids. Lineage: Eukaryota; Viridiplantae; Streptophyta; Magnoliopsida; Lamiales; Lamiaceae.
AUGAAUUAUGAAGGCAAUACCUCCCUCAAUUUAAGCUUAUCAUCGAGGAGGAGCGGGCUGAAAAUCUGCCUCUGGACCCGGCUUGCUUCGCCGCCGCUCAGCCCGGCGGAUCAGCGCGUGUUUUCGUGCAACUACUGCCGGAGGAAAUUCUACAGCUCUCAGGCGCUCGGCGGCCACCAAAAUGCUCACAAACUGGAGAGGACCCUCGCGAAGAAGAGCAGGGAGCUUAGCAUGCCGGAUUCGGGCUCAACCCAUCGGGCUGGCUCGGGCUAUGGCAAUAUUGGCUGGAUUAAUGAAGGGGUUGAUCAUCAUCAAGAAGAACUCUGCCAUCUUGAUUUGUCUUUGAGGCUUUGA